AUGCAGAUGGUGCUGGAGGAACGGGACCUAUGGGAGGUCGUCAGCGGUGAGAUCAAGGCGGAACAGUGCGAGACUCAGUUGGACCAAGCGACGUACAAGAGGAAGUCAAGAAAGGCGAUGGCAGUGAUCUGUCUAGCCAUGGAAGAUUCCCAGCUACCGUUGGUCCGGUCGGCAAGUGGUGCAUGCGACGCAUGGUCAAGGUUGGAAGACCACUUCGAGAAGAAGAGUCUUGCCAACAAGCUGUUCUUGCGCCGUCGCUUCUUCACGACAAUGAUGGAAGAAGGCGAUGUUGAAAAGACAGCGGCUGUGAAGAAGACACCUCGUCAAGCUGCGUCAAGUGUUGAAGCAAGUGGAAGACCAAGCUUCGCUAUACCGGUGGGUACCGGUAUGUACCAGUAA
This is a messenger RNA of Peronospora matthiolae, 399 nucleotides long. NCBI's taxonomy places the organism in Eukaryota, Oomycota, Peronosporomycetes, Peronosporales, Peronosporaceae. The record is from the annotation of a GenBank genome assembly.